Messenger RNA from Linum tenue, 820 nucleotides. NCBI's taxonomy places the organism in Eukaryota, Viridiplantae, Streptophyta, Magnoliopsida, Malpighiales, Linaceae. The record is from the annotation of a GenBank genome assembly.
AAAAAUGCUUUGUCUGUGCGAUUGGGAUUUCGCUUUCGAUUGCGCAAUCGUCGUCAUUGUAGCCGCCGAAUCUCCGGCGCCUGUUCUUUCGGAACCACGGUCUCCAGAAUGGGAGUGGUUUCCUCAGCAGCCAUGCUGAACUCGGUCCAGUUCAAGCUCAACCGACCCUUGUCGGUCGGCUCUUCUCUCUUCAUCCUCUGUCUCGUGUUGCUCUGGAGCGCAUUGCCAAUGGUAGCUGGGGGACAACAGAACAUCCCAUUAUCGUUCUUGAGGCUGAUAGAGGGCUUUGGCGAUUCAUUGUCUUGGAUGAUUGUGUUCGUGAGAGAAUGGUUCGUCGUUCUCCCUGGACUGUUAUGGAGUUUCUUCUGCGUAUCAAUCCGUGGAGUCCGAUUGUUGAUCAAUUGUUCCACGACAUGGCUCAUGUGCCAUACCAGGCUUAUAUGUCUGCCAUUCCUCCCCAUCUUUGUACCUUGCAUCUAGGGAGACGUUUUGAUGAUCACUUAGAUGGUGGGGUUGAUAGGCGGGAGAUCGGUUAUAUUCGGAUAAUCCAGGUCAAUCAGAUCAUUUCAUCAAAGUGAAGGUUUUUAUCAAUGCUGAUGCUCCUCUGCAUUCUUGCUUGUUUGGCCAGAAUGAGAAUUUGGGAUCAGAAGUUUAUGAUCCUUCAAUGUCUGUCCGUCCUCUCCUCAUGGCAUGCUGCUUAAUGAGCAUACCCUGCUUCUGGUUGGGCAUUUAGCUGUUCCUCGACAUGGUAGAGGAUGCGGAUAUACAUGGGUUAAUCCUCGAUCCCGUGCUGCUGCUCCUCGUGGUCAAGCUGCGCAGG